UAUUGACGCAACGAUUCAUUUUAGAAGCCGCUAAUUUCAGUGUAUUUCUCAACCUCUUUACGUACAGCUAAUCAUUAUGAAAAUUAAAAUAAUUCCGUUUACCCACACGUGAACUUAUCAGAGUUCAGAAUAAACAACCUCGGCUUUAAUUAAUACCAAACAAGAUGCGCUUCGAAGCAAAGCGUUGCGGAGUGCAGUUCAGUCCUCCUUCCAUAGUUUUAACGUACGUUAAUACGGAAACAAAAAGGAUGCGAAAAAGAAUAAUACCUGUACGGAACUUCUCGAAACAUUCCGACUGUAGCGUAGCUGCUGAAAGUCUGAAGAACCACCCGAGGCACAGGGACUACCUAGAACGAGUGCCCCAGAGCCAGGUGGAGAAGCUUCAUAUCAUCUUGCGAGAUCACAUGCAAGGCUUCAGCCUUGAGCACAGCCUUGCCUCAUUUCACCUGGACCCCGACGAAAACCUGAACAAGCUGGAGGAUGAAGAGUUAGCUCGCAAGAAGGGCCAAAUGGACACGCUGUUUGAGAAGAACCGAAAGCACAAAGAUGAUCCAGACUUUGUCUAUGACUUGGAAGUUGAUUUCACCAAGACUAACCAAGACAAGUGCAGCUGGGAUGAUGAAUCAGACGAUGGUUUUUGAAACUCUGAGCUCAUAGAUGGCACAACUACAUCUAAUCAAGCGGGAGGCAAGUUCGGUCCUCAGGAGCUGCAGUCCUCCAAGUUUGAGAAGUUUCCCUGUUUAAACACACCUGACUUGCCUACUCCCCCGAUCUAAACAAAUAACAGUACCUGGUCCUAGGUGACUUUCUUCAACAUGACUUUAGUUACAGUAAAGGAUAUUCACAUUUCAUUCAAACUACAAUAAGAAGACAUGCUGCAUGAUCAAUAAUGAAAAUUUAUUUGUUAUAAAAUACUGAAUUUUACAAAAUACAUAAACUUUGGUUUUUAUAUUUGUGGCUUACACGUAAAUGAGUGAUUCACAGUCAAAUAUGAAAGAUGCUAAAUCCUAUUAAAUUAUGAGUACGCCAGUAACUAUACAACAAAUAUAUCUUUGGAAAAUGUGUCUAUAAAAUAUUGUAUUAUACAAAAGAUAUUUCCAUAUAUGGUUUGAAGAGAACUACCAACAUUUCCCCUAAACUUGUGCAGACUAGCUUUCCAAUCUGUCAACCUAGGGGGAAACACUGGCUGUGCCAGGGCAUAGUUUCAAAUGAGAAAUUAUAUCUCAAAACUUAGCCUGCAGUAUCGAGCCUUUCUAAGGGGAAUAUUUUUUUGUUUAAAGUGCUUAAAUACCUCAUUCAGCUGAAAUGAGACACUGACCAAGCAUUAGGACCAUAAUACAUUCAAAAAUGUCGUAGGCUUUUGUUAAAAUUUGAUCCGAGAUGAUUUUACAUAUCAUUGCUAGUUUGGUUUCAGCUAAAAAAAAAACAUUAAAAUAACAAUA
Melanotaenia boesemani (Boeseman's rainbowfish) is the source of this 1442-nucleotide messenger RNA. RefSeq names its product centrosomal protein 19 (gene cep19). Gene Ontology annotation, cellular component: spindle pole; centrosome; centriole. Gene Ontology annotation, biological process: microtubule anchoring at centrosome; trans-Golgi to periciliary membrane compartment transport. The record is from RefSeq and is a predicted model, not a curated record. Lineage: Eukaryota; Metazoa; Chordata; Actinopteri; Atheriniformes; Melanotaeniidae. The coding region runs from base 165 to 641 and encodes 158 amino acids. The transcript has 2 exons.